Messenger RNA from Cylicostephanus goldi, 897 nucleotides. The record is from the annotation of a GenBank genome assembly. NCBI's taxonomy places the organism in Eukaryota, Metazoa, Nematoda, Chromadorea, Rhabditida, Strongylidae.
AUGACUGAGUUCAAUCUGUCGAAGGUGAAAAGAGCCCGCCCAGAAUCCAUUAUUCGUUUGAACGACACAGAAAAACAUUACUUAGUCGAAGUAGUUGAAAGACAUCCAUCAUUAUGGUACGAUAGGGACCCUAAUUUUAAGAGCUACACAGCGCGCGCAUCGGAGUGGCGCAGCGUGAGUGAAGAUAUGGAAACCGAAUUUGGAUAUCCUUUUGAAGUGGAUGCGCUUCAGAAGAUUUUCAAAAAUCUGAGAGAUGUAUACAUAAGAAAAAGAAGAGAAUUUCAAGAUGUUUUGCGAAAGUCUAGCGGGUCGGAGUCGGGGGCACUUGAGAAAAUAACCUCGUGGCCAUUUUAUCGUGAAUUAGCUUUUCUAGAGUCGUCCACCGAUCAAGGGGAGAGAUACACGAAUAUUGACGUAGAAGAACUGGAGAAUGUUGUGGAUGCCAAUGAAAACGCAACGGAACAAGUUAGAGUUGAGCAGUUGACUACGAUGUUGAAAGCCGGAUUCGAGGCACCAGAUAAAUACGAAUCGAUCGCGCAGUCACUCGCAGCCGAGUUGAGGGAAUUCCACUUGUAUGAUCCUCGUGGAGCAGAGGAAUUUACAUUGCGAAUCCAUCAAAUUCAGUUGGAGUUGUCACGAUCUCUGCUAAAUGCGAAAAAAAUAUCUCGAAUUAAUACGCAUGGUAUCCUGAUAAGAGCACUUGUAUCGAGAUCAAAACAUGGUGUUUUGUCUGUCAAGGAUAAGGUAUUCAUGGAAAGACCACACACCUGCACUUCCUGUUCCAGAGCAUCCAUUAUGACUUCAGUGCUCUGUUCGUUCUUUCCAUGGAAUGCCAAUCAGCAAGGCCAGCUCAUCCGUCCCAUGCCGUCUUCGGAAAUGCUACAGUUGGACUGCUGA